CAGUCAGUAGACAGUCGAUCUGUCCGGUCAGCUGGUUUCGUUCAUUCGCGUGAUACAAGAGCUUCCCGAUGGUAAGCCCAUCUCGAGCGACCUGAUAGAUCCCGGUGCCGAUCUCCCGGUGUACCUUCGAAGAGAUCCUCAAAUAGAUCAGAUCGAUCGGAGAUAAUAUCGGCGGCCCGGUCGCAUGUGCGCGAGUGUGCAGCAUCUCCACCGGAAACACCAACGACACGGUGCGAGGGACCAAGUCAUCCUUAGAAGAGGAAAAGACGACAACGAGGGAGGAAGAAGAGGGUAGCGACUCAGGAAGGAGAGGUGCGCGCGCGCGGUCAGACAGGAAAUGACUAUAUCGUACGCGAGCGAAGUGCCGAACGGCUCCAGCUUUGGCUGCUUCUGGAGGAUUCUGAUCAAAUGGCGUGGCUCCGUUUACAAGCUAAUUUGGCGAGAACUACUGGCAUAUUUGUUCUUCUACUACCUCAUCAAUUUUACGUAUCGAUACGUGCUCAAUGAACACCAGCGGGUAAUUUUCGAAAAGAUCCGCUAUUAUUUUGGCAACUCCAGCGAAUCCAUACCCAUGUCAUUCGUCUUGGGAUUCUAUGUGAGUCUUGUUGUAAAAAGGUGGUGGGAGCAAUAUAAGCUCUUGCCCUGGCCAGACAAUCUGGCCCUCUUCAUCAGCGCGGCUAUUCCUGGAAAUGAUGAGCGGGGGCGACUAAUGAGACGCAACAUCGUGAGGUAUGCUGUGCUCGCAUACGUCAUUACACUGCAAAGAAUUUCGCUUCGAGUUAAGAGGCGUUUCCCGACGCUUCAGCAUAUGGUGGAUGUAGGUCUGAUGAUGGAAUCGGAGAAGAAAAUCUUCGAGAUGAUGAACAAGAAGGCAGCCAUGUCCAAGUACUGGAUGCCGCUUGUCUGGGCGACUAACAUUAUCAAUAGGGCGCGGAAAGAGGCCCUGAUUACUAGCGAUCAAGUAGUGCAAACUCUUCUUGUCGAGCUCAGCGAUAUCCGGAAGAGGCUUGGCGCGCUGAUUGGUUACGAUACUGUUUGCGUUCCUCUAGUCUAUACUCAGGUGGUAACAUUAUCGCUGUACGCCUACUUCUUCUCAGCUUUACUCGGUAGACAAUUUGUUGCAAAUUCUGGAGGCGCCGGGAAGUAUGAGGAGCCGGACAUGUAUUUCCCGUUUUUCACGACGUUGCAGUUUUGUUUUUACGUCGGAUGGUUGAAAGUCGCCGAGGUAUUAAUUAAUCCUUUUGGCGAAGAUGAUGAUGAUAUCGAAUUGAACUGGCUGAUUGAUAGGCAUAUUAAGGCGGGUUAUAUGAUCGUUGAUGAGAUGCACGAGGAACAUCCGGAACUUUUGAAAGAUCAAUACUGGGACGAAGUCAUACCCAAAGAUUUGCCGUAUACAGUCGCCAGCGAGCAAUAUCGAAAAGAGGAACCCAAAGGCUCCGCGGAGCAUUACAAAGUAAAAGAUAGCGAUGCUCUUUAUGCAAAUGUUAUGCUAGGCACACAGAUUCAUAGUCACGUUCACCAUCGUAAGAGUCAUCAGGAUGAUAUGUACGCCGAUUACGAAAGUGUGGACACUCCGUUGGUAGAACGAAAGAAAAACGGAUGGUUCCAACGGCAGAUUACUCGAAUGGGCUCGGUACGCAGUUCCUCGACCACGUAUAGCAGUGGCGGUGGUUUCUUUGCAAGAAACAGACAUAACAGCGUAUACAGCAGCCCUGAGACCGGUGGUCUCCCGCAAACAAAUAAUCCCAAUCUCAAAAUGUCUUUCUACGAUCGUCUCGUGGGACGCAAGAGCAUUCGUAGUCAGCGAAUGGGUCGUCAAGGUACUCUGACGAAGUUGAACUCAGUACCAGUAUCCCUGAAGAACAGGCCGCGCAUACCGACUCCGGAUGUGACGAAGGAGGUGGUUGACCGUGAACACAGGCUGGCAUUGUCGGCCACCAAUGCGGCAAACAUCGGCGCCGGUGUGGUGGGCGUGAUACCAGCCAAUGGUCAUUAUCCAACCGAUCUGUCGGUGGUUGUGCUGUCGCCGAUACAGGAAACGGAAAGCACACCCGCUUCAGGAAAAUCUGGCGCGGCGGCCUUGGCGCAGGCCGUACUUUCGCCAACGUUGACAGGUGCCGGUUUGAUGACGCCAGUCACCUUGACGCCAGUCACCAUGAGCCACCUCACGCAGUUGGGUCUGAUGACAACGGCAACGACGACGGUGCCGCAUAUUAAUCAGGGCAACAGCGUCCAGGCGACGUUGACGGAAGUCAAUAGCAGCGAGGAAGAAGGUAGCGGAAGUGGCAGUAGUAGAAGCGGAAGUAUCACCGGCCACGAGGAUCGCUCGACGCCGUUGAUCGACAACAAUAACAGUCCGAUGGGUAGCAACGGCAGCUCACCCACUUUCGACAGUUACAACGAUCGUUCGCCGAUCCUAAUGAAACCUGAGAAUCUAGGCUACGUCGUUACCGCCUUACCCGGCGCGCAAAAUAUCGCGGUGGCGGACGCGCGAGGUAGACGAUCGGCAUCGCUGCCUGGUCCUCCGCCGAUCAUUCAAUCUGCUCGCGACGAUAGAAGCAUGUCGCUACCGCAAUCUCCGGGAUUGCAUUCCAGAGAAAUUCGCACUGCUUCGAACAUCCGGGAUGGUCUCACCAUCAUGGAUAGACUUACGUCUGGCAAUCAGGGCAUUCGAUCGAGGACUAACAGCUUCGGUCACGAUCUUUCCAGAUCUAAUCAACGGCUCCAGGAUACGUCGAGAAAGAUCAGUAGUGUAUCGUGUACCAACGCGUCACUCUCGAGCGGCUUGGGUUCAACGUCCUCGACCUUGUCCGCGAGUAUGCCUCCCGCGUCAACUGUCGCCGGUAGGGACAAGAGAGGUGAAGUUUAUGUUUGAUGGAGAAAAUCUACAACACGGAUUUUAACUCGUUUUGUUAAUUAGAAAAUACAGAGAACGCCUAUUGACGUUUCACAUUCAUCUCCGUACGUUCUGUGUACGAUGUAUAUUGUACGAUGUAUGUGUAUGAUGUAUAUUGUAUAUGCAUUGCAUAUAGCAUCUAUAUGGAAACUAUUUCCUCUUGAUUUAGUAUCGACGAGAUUAUUUACGUAUCAAUUUUGCCUAAAAGUAUAUCUCGUGUUUUCGUUUAUAGAAAACGUAGUAAAAUUUUAUGCUUUUAUAAUUAAAACUCUUGUUUAUUUUCUCUUAAUUUUUUAUUUAUUUGUAGAGGUAACUCUUUUUAACAAAUGCGAGAGAUAAUAUGAAUACUCUGGACAAAUAAGGAAUAGCUCACGCCAUUCUGUUUUCUAUAGUUUCUUAUCUAUUAUAUAUAUAUAUAUAUAU
Molecule: messenger RNA, 3319 nt
Organism: Cataglyphis hispanica
Lineage: Eukaryota; Metazoa; Arthropoda; Insecta; Hymenoptera; Formicidae
Gene: Best2
Product: bestrophin homolog 15
Exons: 10
Coding region: 338-2875 (845 amino acids)
Molecular function (GO): chloride channel activity
Source: RefSeq, a predicted model, not a curated record